CUGUUUUGUUGAAACGUCAAGUUGUAAUGGUUUUAUCCGAUGUAGGUUAUGAUGGCAAUUCGGUAUGUCUUUAUCCAUGUAUUCGAAUAGAGUAUUGUCGCCAUGUACAGAAGUAAAGACAGAAACAAAGUUCUUGACAGCUUUCAUAAUGGUGUAGCAAAAAAUAGUUCAAUUAAGGCUAUUAAAAAAGCUAUGCUAUGGGAUUGUGAUCAAAUGAAAGCAUAAAUGAUUUGAUUAACAGAUUGCAGUAUGUCAAAGCUCUCUGAGCAAAGGCCAGCAUGGACCUUAUGCGAUUAUUGUGACAAAAGGAAAUUUUCUACUAUUCAGGGUUUUAUGAAGCAUUUAUUAGAGAAACAUUGCUCAAGAAAUGGUGAUUUAUUAGUUUGUCGGUAUGGUGAAAAUGAUGUGUGUUUAUUUAUGUCUGAUGAAAGUCUCAAUAGCGCCGAAUAUGAAAGACAUGUUCUUAAGUAUCACACUAUGACCAUUCCUCAUAGUUCUUCAAGAAAAAGUUCAGUUAACAGUAAUAGCAGUGACAGAUAUAGCCAUGAACCAGAAUGGGUGCAAUACACCCCUGCCCAAAAUUUACCUGCCGUUUUAAAUGAUCCUAAUAAAGGGAAACAGAAAGACUUAUUUACAAAAACAUGGGGUGAUUCUUUUGUUGAAGUGACUGAUAUUCCUGAUCCUCAUUAUCUUCCUCAUAUUUCAAUUCAACAUUUUGAACAUUAUUUGAAAAAAAUAGGAAAGAAACAUAAACAACACUUGAAGCUUAAUUUAGUUCACCCAAAGCCACAUUCACAUGCAGAUUUGCUUCAGACAUUUCCAAAUUUAAGAAUAGUCAAGAAUGUAGACAAAAGUCACUUUGACAUUAGUAUCAUUCCAAAAAUAUUCCUGCAACAGAAUUUUGAUUUAAGCUCCUCUGAGACGUUUAAUGCUGUUUUUAGUCAAGCAAUACCAACCAGCAAUAUAUCGCAAAAUCUGUUCGAACAAAAAGCUAGUAAUUCUGCUAAACUUCUACAAGAAAAGUUCUCACAUUAUUUAGACAUGGUAGAGGUUCAAAUAGCUCACCAAGUUGCUCAAAAAAGUGAUGCGUUUUUUCAUGCUAUGACAUCCCAUGAUGUACUGAUGGAGCAACUGGGACAAACGAUUUCAUUGGUCAAAACAUUUAGGGAAAAAAUUAAGAGAAUAGAUAAUGAUUUAGUAUACCGUUCUUUAAAGAUUCUACGUAAUGAAAGACUGCGAACUAAUUAUCAUCAGGUUUUGAGAAAGUUAAAAGUUAUGUCAACUGUAAUGCAGACUCAGCCAACAAUCCAAUUACUAUUGUCUAGUCCCGACUAUGUUGGAGCACUCGAUUUGAUUCAUACAACUGAAGAUCUUUUGAAACAAGAGUUGGCAGGAAUACAUAGUUUUAGACAUCUCAGCUCUGAAUUAGCUGAAAUGCUUGGUGUCAUAGACACGCUUAUGAAAGAAGAAUUCGAAAAAUAUGCUACAGCUGAUCUUAACCGACCACUGGUUGAUUCUGAGCCUCCUUUGCUUGAAGCUGAAAAAUUAAUAUGUAUAGUUAUGGGGAUGCUUCGACGAGGGAAUUCUACAUUUGUUGACAUUUAUGAGACUGAAUGUGUGGCUGCUGUGAAGGCCGCUAUUAAGCAAGCCGUAAUAGAAGUUAUAGCAGGAACUGAUAGACCAUCAUCAGAAUCUAGUAUUGAAGGGCAGCUUCGGUUGCUCACUGUCGAUGAAUGGGCUACCCUUUUAGCAAAUGCUACCAGUGUUCUUCUGAAACUCUUACAGAGAAUAAAGAAAGGUUAUAAUAUCAUGGUGAGGGCUGUUCAUAUCAGUGCAGGGAACCAUUCUGCUCAAAAAGAUGAUGAUGUAAUUCUGAAUUACAGUUCAGAUUCCGGAGAUUGGCAGCUGUCACAUGAAGAAGAAGAAAAGAUUUUGCAAAAAUUGAAACAGUUUUUAAUGUUUGUUAGUCGAUAUUCUCAAGAGAGAUGUGCUCAGUUACUUUCUAGUCGUUCGCUAGUGUGGCCUGAUGAAAAGAUGAAAGAAGAUUCAAGACACUUGAAUGGUACAUAUUGGCUUGCUGAACGUGCCACUCUGACACAAUUGAAAAAAAUGUCUUUCCAUGUAAAAAAUAUAACUGAAAGUUGGGACAAAAUCUGUCCAGAUGCAGUUUUAACAUCUCUCAAAUCAGCAUUUAAUGUACAAGCUAUAAAAUUUAUGAAUAAGUUUCAUAGUGAGAAGAUGAAAAAACUUUUUCUAUUACUUGACUCUGAACCAUGGAGGCAAACUGAUGUACCAGCAACUUUUCAGGAACUUGUUAACCACAUAGCUGACAAUGGUACCUUUGCAAUUGAUGUUUCAUCACAUAUAGCUAACAAUGACAAAAAUAAAACUCAAAGCUUCUUAAUGAUUGGCGAUGAAAAGUUUGCAGUUGUAGGGACUGUUCUUUUACUUGUGAACAUUAUAUCAGAAUAUUGUAUGCAUGCAGAGGAAAUUCCUAGCUGUGGUGAACAUUUAUAUCGAUAUUUAAGUGAAUUAUUAACUCAGUUCAAUUCCCGCUGCUAUAGCCUUGUGCUUGGAGGUGACGCAGUGUCGGAAAAAACUGGCUUAAAAACUAUAACAAUUAAUAACCUAGCUCUUCAAUUGAGAUCUUUGCAGCUUAUUUUGUGGCUUAUUCCACACGUUCGUGUUCAUUUUCAAGGAAUUAUUGGAGAAUCUUCUAAAGAUUACUUGGAUAAGGUAUCUCAAAAAUUUAAGGAUCACGCCAGUGACGUGAACGCUAAGUUACUUGAAGUAAUGCAUAAGAAUAUAUCUGCAGAAUUGAGACAUUGGGAUGCCAAGCCACCAGUUCCUUCAAAGUCAUUUCAAAAUAUUUGCAAACAUUUGAAGAAAUGCCAUGAAGCUGUUUAUGGAGUAUUACCUCAUAAUCAAAUUCAAGAGCUUUAUAAAGGUGUUAAUACAAGUUUUAUCAAUACUUUUAGUGAAAAACUCCAAAAGAUGAAUAUUCUCAACAACGGGGGUCCAACCCACGGGUUGGUUACUCAAGAGUUGUUGUUUUAUUUAGAAGAUUUCAAACAAGUCAAAGCUCUUCCUCCUGAAAGUUUAGAGCUGUCUGUUAUAAAUGAAGAGAUAUGGAUGCACACCAUAGGAAGAUAGUUAAUAAUGACUAAUCACAACAAAUUUAUGAGGUUUUUCUUUAACAUUAAUAAUAUCUUAACAGUAUUAAUUAAAAGAAAUUAUUAUUGUAAAAUUAAAAUUAUGUUUAUGUCUGUUCUAGGAUGAAAUUUCUUGUGAUUGAAGUUUUAUAUGUUACCAUUUAUUAUAAAGAGAAUAUCGAAAUAGCAUUAAGACUGGCAUAUUAAUUUUUCUUACUUUAUAUUGAUGUUGGUAGUCAAUUCUCUGUUCACUAUGUGAAUUUGUAUAUAGUUUUAGAAAAAAUGAAUAAAUCUAUUUAAAUAUCAUUUUGUAAAUAAGAUUUAGCAACGAUAAAAAAUUUAAAAAAAAAAUUGAACACCAGAUAUUUAUAAAUUAUAAAUAUAUUUUUGAGGUAUUAUAUCAGUAAAAAAAAUAUGUAAAUAUUUUUAGAAAAUUUGUAAAAUUGUGUAAGAUAAUGUUAAUAUUAUAAUUUUUGAUAAGGCUAUAUGUGUACAUAAUCAUGUUGUUGCUUAGAAGUUUAAUAGUCUAUUAUUAUUUACGGGCUAGAAAAUAUGUUUUUGAAAUGAAUAUUUAUAGAA
This is a messenger RNA of Nezara viridula (southern green stink bug), 3731 nucleotides long. NCBI's taxonomy places the organism in Eukaryota, Metazoa, Arthropoda, Insecta, Hemiptera, Pentatomidae. The record is from the annotation of a GenBank genome assembly.